This is a messenger RNA of Rotaria sordida, 741 nucleotides long. Lineage: Eukaryota; Metazoa; Rotifera; Eurotatoria; Philodinida; Philodinidae. The record is from the annotation of a GenBank genome assembly.
AUGCAGGCUCAUGCUAUGUCUAUGAUUUUAUCUUUUAUAAUAUUCGGUUCUACAGGUAUUUUUAUUGCACGUUAUGGACGUUCACUACGUAUUGGAUCUAGCAGACAAUUACUUGGCAAAGCUGUUUGGUUUCAAAUACAUCGAUUUCUUCUUUCCAUAUCGACUUUAUUAACACUUCUGGGCUUCUUUUUUAUUCUUGUCAAAGCUCGUGGUGAAUGGGUAAAUCCUGAGUUAUAUGGUUUACGCUUAUUUGUUCAUUCAAUAUUAGGUGGUAUAAUUAUAUGCUGUGCUAUGAUACAAAUAUGGUUAGCAUUAUAUCGUUGCAAUCCUCAUAGUCGAUUUCGUUUUAUUUUUGAUUGGACUCAUCGUAUCACUGGUUUAUUAGCUUUUAGUCUGUCAAUUCCAACGAUAUUUCUCAUCAUAUCUCUGUUACCAAGGUAUCGUACUGUUCUCAUUACAGCUAUUUCACUUUGGACUGCCUGGAUAGUCAUCGUCGUUAUAAUCUGUGAAGUAAUUGAAUAUCAAAAACGAGUAUCUCCAUUACCAAUGACAAACAAUGCUCAACAAAAUGGUACAAAUCAGGAGAAUAUUAAUGUGAAUGCACGAUUAGAUAUUGAAGCAGCUACGCAAAUGAAUGUUGGUAGUCAAUAUUAUAAUAAAAAAAAAUUACUUUUACUUAUCAUUCAUAUUAUUAUUAGUAUUAUUCUUUCUGUAUUACUCAUUGUACAUAUUUCUAAAUAA